AUGCCAAGCCAAGCAAUUCCAUGGAUCGCGAACGAGUGCUUCACCACGACUCUCCAGAGCGGACUCGCAAAACCCACCAAGCCAGAGCCCUUCUUCCCCUGGUCAGAGGAGGAUGCAUGUUAUACCAAGCUAUUCAGAGCCUGGGACAACUUACCCAUCCACGAUGCGUCUACGGAAACCGGCCUACUGAUGGAGCUGGAUCACAUCAUUUCGCAUUUCGACUCCUACAUCGGUCACAGCGAUCUUGGCUUCCGGUCCUGGGUGAAACGGCACCAACUUGCCAUGGAACUUGAGUUGGUGGAGAUGCCGACAUGGCCAAAGCUCUACACCCUGCAGGGCGACGAGAAGAAGUGGCGAGAUGAAGCAUGGGUCAGCCGUUACAGCUUCCUGGUCCGCCAGCGCGAAAUUAUCGCCAAAUGCAGGUUGCAGCGCAUGACAGGCUGCACACUGGAGGACAAGAAGCGGUUCUUCGGGCUGUCAUGGGCGUAUCCGCGACAGACUCUUCGAACGGUAAAUACCAAGCAUCCGGCGCGACUGCGGAAUCGUUGGUACGAGCCGCUCGAAUACUGCCUCGCAAGAAUGGCGCACGGAUCAUGCGGACGACUGGACUUGAAUUCGCUUCAUGCUGAGUUUUAG
This is a messenger RNA of Cordyceps fumosorosea ARSEF 2679, 636 nucleotides long. Its product is annotated as annexin A7. Bases 1 to 636 code for a protein of 211 amino acids. Lineage: Eukaryota; Fungi; Ascomycota; Sordariomycetes; Hypocreales; Cordycipitaceae. The record is from RefSeq and is a predicted model, not a curated record. The transcript has a single exon.